AACAUCUAGAUAAACGCAAAGCAAGUACGUCGUGUAAAACUAGAGUGAGCUACUCGUUAUUAUCAAGAAGGGGAGGUUUCCCGUUUCCGGCUGUCACCCAUCGAGACGCCCUGUCUAACGUCCUGUGUUUAUAGGUGUUUAAAGGGAUACUUUAUAAAGUCAUUUCCAAGAUUCGCAGGGAGCAGAAAAUCAGUGAGGUUCACUGUGAGUCGAUUACAUGAAGUGAGUCAAGAAGGGGGGAGCAUUACUAGCAGUCAGUGACAGCAGAGUACUACCCACUACUACCUUCAGAAUGGCCUGGCGUUUUAAAGCAUCCAAGUACAAGAAUGCUGCACCUAUUGUCCCUAAACCAGAGGCUUGUAUUAGGGAUAUAUCAGUAGGUUCUUAUCAAACCUAUGGAAAUAAUAUUGCUGCAUCGGCUGCCUUUAUGGCAUUUAAUGUUGACCAUAAUGGAUCCAGUCUGGCAGUGUUGCCUCUUGAUGAUUGUGGGAGGAAAAGCAAGACAAUGCCCCUGCUUCAUGCUCAUGCUGACACAGUUACUGACAUGGACUUUUCUCCAUUUCACGAUGGUCUACUUGCCACUGGAUCUCAAGACUGUCUUGUCAAGCUCUGGCAUAUUCCCGAAGCGGGUCUAGAAGAAUCUCUCUGCAAUCCAGAGUGUACCUUUUCUCACAGGCAACGCAGAGUGGAAGCUGUACGCUGGCAUCCAACUGCAGAAAAUCUUCUCACAACAGUCUCUUACACAAAUCUUUCCUUGUGGGAUGUUGUCUCGCAGCAGGAACUUUUUUCCAACAACGAACAUGCAGAGGUAAUACAAUCUUUAAGCUGGAAACAGGACGGCACUAUACUAGCCACAUCGUGUAAAGACAAGCAAGUCCGGAUCAUAGAUCCUCGUGGCGCAAAAUGUAUUGUUAACGCAGUAGCCAGUCAUCAAAGCAUCAAGGACUCCAGAAUCGUAUGGCUCGGUGAUAGCGACCGAAUUUUAACGACAGGAUUCGACGCUGCCCGCCUGCGCCAGGUCUUCAUACGCGACUUGAGGAACCUUAAAGAUCCUGUCAAAACUUUAGAACUUGAUUGCAGCACUGGCAUCCUUAUGCCUCUCUUCGAUCCGGACACCAAUAUGCUUUUCCUUGCUGGCAAGGGCGAUACGACUAUCGCUUAUAUGGAAGUAACGGAUAGAGAUCCGUAUCUUGUUGAAGGUAUUCGACAUAGCGGUGAACAAACUAAGGGCGGUUGCUUAGUACCAAAACGCGCCCUUAACGUUAUGCAGGCUGAAGUUAAUAGAUUGCUGCAGCUUACAUCCAAUAUGGUCAUUCCUAUUAUGUAUCAAGUUCCGAGAAAGACGUAUAGAGAUUUCCAUGCUGAUAUUUAUCCGGACACGACUGGUUGUGUCGCACAGAACACGGCAGCGGCUUGGAUCAAAGGACAGGAUGCUUCAGUGCCGAAAAUAUCUUUAGAUCCUGCUAAACGAGCCAAAGGGGAAGAACCAAUUACGGUACACAAAGGAAACUUAGCGAUGCUGAAAGAUAGUCAGCGAGAGAUUAGAGAGGAAGCGACAAAAGCGCCGAAGUCUAUCAGCAUCUCUACACCCAAAGGAUAUUCCAAGGUGCAGUCUAUGGUCCAGGAGAAGGAGAAGAAGGUAUUGGAGAACGAGACAGUGAUCAACGAGGAGAUGAUAGCUGAUAUCUUUGCCGACGAGGAUAAAGCAAAAUUGCAGAACGGUGGCGUCGGUGGUGGUCAAUCUGUACCGCCUAAACCCUUACCGAGGUCUUCCAGGACGAACAGCAUCUCCGAAGACGAACCGAAGCCCGUUGCACGUCCCAGAACUACACCUGCACCAGGACCUGUUGUUACUUCUGUGAAUCCUAAUAUGGUCGGAGGAUAUAAGCCUCGUCUUGGACCAAAACCCUUUCAAGCCAAAAGCGGAAGUCAAGAAUUCUCCUUUGAGAAGGUUUUUUCGGUUCCGGUCGCACCCAAUAGUGACAGCAAUGGUUACACUAACGAUACUAUCGUACAGUCGGAUGGAUGUAAUAUACCCGUGGAUAAAUCACCUAGUGCGGAGAAUGAACCUAUUAAGGAGUCCGAGAAUGGAAAAAGUGAUUCUAGUUCAAUGGAGGAAGAUGCGAAUUCAAGUGAUUCUGGUUAUAAGCCUAAGACACCGAGCACUGCCGAGAGACGUAAACUCUUUGAGACCAAGGUGAAGGAUGAAUCUCCCGAGAAUGAAGAAUGUGGAACUUUCGAACGUGGAGGGAUCAAUAGAAACUCCAUUGCUGAACGUAGACGUCUUUACGAGAGUCGUUCUGUAUCUGUGACCGAUGGCAAUUUGGCUGAAAAGGCUAUGGGGUCACCAACUGCGCUGAGGCGACGUGACUCUUUCAAAACUAAGAGUGAUGUUAUCAAAGAGGAUGAUACUAAAAAAGUGACGCCUGUUCUACGUCAGCAAAGCAUGGAUCCCCGAUUAGAAAAACCCGAGCCCAUUACCACGCCAACACCAAAAAGAACAUCCACAGUAUUCGGUAGAGUAUCGAAAUUCAGACACCUUAAGGGGACACCUGGUCACAAAUCUACCCACAUAGAAAAUAUUCGAAAUAUAAGCCGACAAAUAUCUGGAGAGUGUGAUGGCUUUCAUGCCAAUCCUGAUCGCGUUGCGGUACCCCUAAGUGGACCAGGUGGUAAAAUAGCGGUGCUGGAACUUAAAAAAACUGGUAGACUACCGGACGGCGUAAUGCCGGCUCUAGUGCACGGAGCAGCAGUCAUGGACUUCCAAUGGGAUCCAUUCGAUAAUCAGCGACUUGCUGUUGCUUGCGAUGACGGUAUGAUUCGACUGUGGGAUAUACCAAAGACCGGUUUGACAGAACCGACAAAUGAACCACAGUUCACUAUUGAAGCACACACUGAUAAGAUUUAUUUGAUUAAAUUUCAUCCAUUGGCAUCGGGUGUCCUUGCCUCAGCUUCGUAUGACACAACUAUUAAGAUUUGGGACUUGUUACCAUUGACAGAUGACAACAGUGCCAUUGCUAAACUCACAUUGACUGGUCACACUGAUCAGAUAUUCAGUUUGGCGUGGUCCCCAUGUGGACAGUAUCUUGCUAGUGCUUGCAAGGAUGGAAAGCUUCGUAUUUAUAAACCGCGAAGCAGUGACGUCCCAGUUAAGGAAGGGAAGGGUCCUGUAGGAACUAGAGGUGCUAGAGUCGUAUGGGCCCUUGAUGGUAGAUACUUGGUUGUUAUGGGCUUCGACAAAGUUUCAGAAAGACAGAUAAUGGUAUUUAAAGCAGACAAUCUCAGUUCUCCAUUAAACACUGUAGGAUUAGAUGUUUCGCCAGCCAUACUGAUGCCAUAUUAUGAUGAGGACAGUUCAACCCUUUUCUUAACAGGCCGUGGUGAUUCCACAAUAUACGCGUUUGAAGUUACGGAAGAAGCUCCGUAUUGUUGUGCUCUGAGUCAUCAUCGUUGUGCAAGUUUACAUCAAGGAUUAUCAUUUCUUCCGAAAAACCGAUGUGACGUCGCGAGCGUUGAAUUUGCAUCAGCCCUGAGAUUAACGAAUAACACGAUAGAGCCUCUGAGUUUCACGGUGCCACGUAUCAAGAGCGAACUCUUCCAAGAUGAUUUAUUUCCACCAACGAGAGUUACAUGGGCACCUACGCUAACAGCCACAGAAUGGUUUAAUGGGGUGAAUAAACAUGCACCGCGCGUGAGUCUAAAACCACCGGGCAUGGAUUGUCUGACUGAGAAUCAAGGUCAGGGUGUAGUUACAGCGCCUGUAGCAGCUAAACAAUCAUCAGGCUCAUUUCCAACGCCAACACAACCUUAUGGCAGACUAGGAUGGAAUUCGGACUUCAAUCAGAUAAAGGUCAAGCAGGACGAGAUCCUAAAAUCUAUGAGCACCAAUUUGGGGGAGGCAAUUAAUCGUCCACUGGAGCAAGAUCAGAUGGAAGGAGUUGACGAGCACGAAUGGGACGAGUGAAUAAGAUGCAUCAGGAUAUAGAACACUUAAAUUAAGGCCAAAUAUGUCAUAAGAAAUGUCGCAGUCGUGGCUGAACGAUGAUACUCGAGGAAAGACUCGUUAAAUUGCAACGAUUGCGGAGCUGAUCGUGCCAAUGGUUGCUUGUAAUUAAAAACGCAUAGCGUUAAUGCAUGCGGAAUGCAUUGAAUUUACGUUACGCAUCCGAGAAAAAAAACCAAUCAGUCGAUUGCAAUUUCCUGGCUGUCUGGAUAAUCGCAACGCGGGUCUGAGUCACAAAGCAGAAUUCCCCAAAAAAGUAAUAUUCACGAACAGUUCGAAUGCAUUGGCCGACAUAAUUACCAUUGUACGUCUCCCUAGUAUUUUUCUGUACUGCCGUGCUUACAGCAUAAUCCUUUUUUUACUAAUUAUUAUUAAUAGCGACAAUUUUAUUGUAUUGGCUCUCUCUUAUUAUCGUAGUGCGAGGUACUACGCCAUAAGGGCGAUCCCCAUCGCGUUUUCGCGAAUCUACAAUUUAUAUAGAUCCUUUGAAAAGCUCGAAGCACUCGACGACAUGAUUGCUGCUGCCAUUAAUAAUCUAUGCUCAGAAAUGAAUUCUUUAUGGAUCAUUGCUUAUUAUGGAGGACAACAAAGACACGUGAUCGUAGUUCUAGUCCGGGGUGGUUCUCAAUUCUUUAUCAUUUUUCAUUAAGUAACGUUUUUAGCACACUUAAUCUUAACAUUAUUAGUCUAGAUUUGUACGCCAGACUAUAUUAAGGCUAGAUUAUAGCGCUAGAGUAUGUUAAGUAUAUGGAGGGGGCAAUGAUGAUUUAUAAAUGAUAAUUAAUAGAAAUGGAUGAGGGGUCGUUUCCCUCGUGAGACAUUAUCUCAAUUCGUUAACCCUUAGAUCGCCGGCAUUUUAAAAGUCGAAAUUAAGCCUCUUUCCGUGCACAUUCCUAUAUAAAUGUUGUUCGUGAAUUUGUUAAUGUGUACGAGUCAUUAGGUGACACCAAAUGGCACCAUACCGGCGGGCUAAGGGCUAAUGAAAAUCGAAACGAGACAUUCCACAGUGGGAUAAAGAUAUUCCGGCUCGUAAGAGAAACAAGGAAAAUAAAUUCAAAUAAUCUUCAAUUUGAUCAUCGCGAUAUUAACGUUACAAAUUGAAUCACGUGUGAUAUUAGCAAAUUACACACUUACAAUUAGCAAAAUGUCUUAACGAUAAUCUGUGGAAAUACGUACGCACAUGCCGCAUACUUUUAGGCAAGGCAAAAAGAAGAUGUCGAAUAGCAGUUAUAUAUACCAGAUAUGCGCUAUAAUAUUGUGUUAGGUAUUACCUAAAUAAUGAGGAAAGAUAAAAAAAGAAACAUCAAUUCGUGCGAAAUUAUAAUAUCCGAUAAUAAUUCGAGCAUCCCUCUCGUGCCGACUCGACAUCCGACAAUGUAAUGAGAUUAAACCUAUUUAUAUCGUAAGCACUUUUAUAUUUGUCGAAGACAUCGUUAUUUUCAACUACGUAUUAAUUAACAAUGCAUAACAUACCUACAUCAAUGCAUACUAAUAUGCAUACGAUAGGACACGGAAGACUCAAACGUUUUUACCACAGUGUAUUUUAGUACGAGACUUUUUUCUCACGUGAGCGUUUUACUUUUGAAUGUUGUAAACUUAUUACCUUUAGUACAUAAAGACUAUGUAACUUAUUAUGGUGCUAUGUCCCUCCCGGGAGCUUAAGCGGUUAACGGCGAAUCGUGAAGACGAGCUCGAAUCAAGAUCGCGACCUAAUCAGUGUCUUCUGCGUAAGUUAUACUGAAUGGAUGGGUGUUUUUUUGCGUGCGUGGGUAAUAGCUUGUGUGCUUGUGCGUCUGAAUCAGCGACCGGCCGAUCUCGUACUUCCAGUCGACGUGAAACGCCGAGCAAGUUAACCGAUACGGGCACAUAGUAACGCAAAAGAAAGAUAAAAGAAAGAACUCUCAAUAAAUAGACCAACGCGAGGUGCCAAAACAAAAAAUAAAAUAGAUAAAAAUCCGACGACGGGAACAAUUAGGUCCUCAUACCAUAUCGAAGGAUCAGCAAACAAAAAUCGCUCAAUCGUUCAUAAUGCAUUCCGUAGAAAAGGUAUUUUAUAUUUUUGGAAAUCUCGUCGCCGUCGCCACCGCUGUUAUGCGGACUGUCCAUUCGAGCGCUCACUUUCGUUAUCGAUUCUCAACACUGUCAACGAGAGGCUUUAGGUUUUUUUUGAAUUGCUGAGACAAAUUAUUGGGACAUUGGUAUGUCCUUGUCCUAUUCGUUUGAUAUUAACUACUCGAUUUACAAUUUUAUCUUUAUCGUAUGCUUCUUUAAGGUCUUUAUAAUUCAUGCAUAUUGUCUAGCAAUGUCACCAGUUCUUUUAAUUGGUGUUUGUUUGCUAUUUUAUGCAUAUCACUCACUCGUCUUAUUUGAGACUAGAUCCCUGUGGCCAGACUUCCAAUAAUACAGCAUGCUUGUUCCUGACGCAGUCUUCUCAAGGAAUAACAAUUGUUCUUAUUCUUUAUGUAAACGAGAUGGCAAUUGCAUGGCUGCGCCAGGAAUGGCCGCCUAACGAGUAACUUUGUCGUGUAGUAACAUGUCUUUGUAUCGACCUUAUAUCGUAAAUGUAUUUCAUCUAUAAAAUAUUUCUAUCAAAUA
Molecule: messenger RNA, 6598 nt
Organism: Cephus cinctus (wheat stem sawfly)
Lineage: Eukaryota; Metazoa; Arthropoda; Insecta; Hymenoptera; Cephidae
Gene: pod1
Product: coronin-7
Exons: 18
Coding region: 293-3964 (1223 amino acids)
Molecular function (GO): protein binding
Source: RefSeq, a predicted model, not a curated record